Molecule: messenger RNA, 2104 nt
Organism: Scleropages formosus (Asian bonytongue)
Lineage: Eukaryota; Metazoa; Chordata; Actinopteri; Osteoglossiformes; Osteoglossidae
Gene: snx10b
Product: sorting nexin 10b
Exons: 7
Coding region: 980-1570 (196 amino acids)
Biological process (GO): cilium assembly; intracellular protein transport; vesicle organization
Cellular component (GO): endosome
Molecular function (GO): phosphatidylinositol phosphate binding
Source: RefSeq, a predicted model, not a curated record
UCCCUUUUUAUAUUUUCAUUUUUAAACAAGCCGUCAUUCAAACGAACGCGUUAUGCUGAUAUAAUAAUGUGUAUAUGUAUAUGUGUGUGUGUGUGUGAUCCCAGAUCUCGUACAAGAAAGAUGACACACGUUGCACUCAGAUGAUUUUCUUCGGCCCGCGCAGGUCUAGUAUUUGUCAGCAAUUUUAGUUUCAUUCAUAAAAUGUAGCGUACCGUCGCAGAUAGGCUGCAGUCGCUUGUAUUUACAGAUAAUUUAUAGUUUAUACUAUAGUGGAAUUAAUAAUGCUACAGAUUUGAAUCGCGAUUCGCGAUGGUGCAUUGUUGUAUUUCAGCUAUUUCUGAUGUCUGUUUUUUUUUCCCCCUCCAUCAUUUUUCCUCCUUCGGGACAGUCAGUGCCACCACCUAUGUCUACAGUUACGCCGUCCGAGCUUUAGACAACAGUGUUUUUUUUUUUAAAGAAUAAACGAGCAAAAGACGUAUUUCCGAGUGUGAAUGACUGAGCUCCACGAGCCGCCGGGCCGGAGCGCCUAAAUCUCGGUGACAAAAGUGAAAAGGCCGGGCUGAACCGUACAAUGAUUCAGUCAGUGUCGGUGCUCUUUAUUAUAUUUCCUUGUACAUUUUCUACGAGUGAUUACUUUGUGUUUUUCAUAAACACGCUUAUUCUAUGUAUAUAUACUAUUACUGUUUUUUGUAAGCAGACCCAAGCCUGUUACCACAUCCCAGGGCUUAUAUGGUAACCGUUGCGCCAUGCAUUCUGGAGUCUUAUGCGCAAACUGACGCUCCGCUGUUUUUUAUGGAAAUACAAGUUCAGCACUUGCUCCAUGGUUGAGUUACCGUGUUUGAUUUAUUUGUGCUUUAAUCAACACUUCUACUUUUUCUACUGUCUAUGGAGCUGGGGUAGGAUUCACUGGCUGGGUGAUGAUUCAGUUCCGGAAUGAGCCCCCAUGAUUAUGGAAGAAUAAGAGGCCUGAAUCUUGGGAAUGGACAACAGUAUAGAUAACUUCAAGCAGGAGUUUAUCAACGUCUGGGUGCGGGAUCCUCGCAUACAGGGGAAAGACUUCUGGCAUGCCCACAUAGAUUAUGAAAUCUGUAUACAUACCAACAGCAUGUGCUUUACCAGGAAGACCUCCUGUGUAAGAAGACGUUUCAGUGAGUUUAUUUGGCUCAGACAGAAACUACAAGAAAAUGCUCUCCUAAUGGAGCUACCAGAUCUUCCCCGAAAGAAUCCCUUCUUCAGCCUGAAUAAUUCUAAUCAAGUCAACCAGAGAAUGAAGGGGCUGCAGCACUUCCUGGAGGUAAUCCUGCAGAACCCGCUAGUGCUGUCUGACAGCUGCCUGCACCUCUUCCUGCAGUCCCAGCUGAGCGUCGUGCAGAUGGAGGCCUGCGCCGCAGGGCGGACUCACUACUCUGUCGCUCAGGCCAUCCAGAACUGUGGAGGUGGGAUGCAGAGGUUUCGCUCCCAAGAAGACCUGCCGGAGCUGGCGCAGGACUGCUGUGACUCCGACUGUGAAAGCACUUCCUCCUCAGGCCUGGGACUUAGCUGUGACAUUGACGUACCCCACGCCGACUGAGGAAGUAAAGACACCGGCACCGUGCGUGAUCACAGAUCCAGCCAGGGUGAGCUUGUGUUGGCCUCGCCGCUCCGGGAGCAGCAGACUCACCCCUGCUCCUUCACAAGUCAUCGCCUGUCAAUUGUAGGCGAUCCUUAUGCUGCUGUACCUUACUCUUGUGCACAAGAGUGGUUUUGUCAACUCCAGUGUUCUUUUAGGCCUUAUUUUUUGCCUUUCACGUCAUUGUUAUUACAUUUUUUGUCACCUCAAGUGGUGUGUUUUGUAAAUGUAAACGUGUAUCACAGUUGUGAUAGGUCUUUUUGCUGCUAUGGCUACUGCUAUGCUGAGCACAUUCAGGACCAAACUUGAAACGAUAACCAAAAACUACCAUGAAUGUCUGUAGUCAUAACAUGUGGAUUGUUUUGAUUUGUCCCGCAUUCUAAACAACUCAUGGUUGCUUUUGGGUGGUUCAGAAGUGUAUGCUGGUAAAAGAUGACAUUCUGAAGCUGUUUUUUUGCUGUUAAAAGAGCUUGGACUUUGUGAAUAAAAGCUGCC